Messenger RNA from Arachis stenosperma, 1055 nucleotides. RefSeq lists its product as uncharacterized. Lineage: Eukaryota; Viridiplantae; Streptophyta; Magnoliopsida; Fabales; Fabaceae. The coding region runs from base 222 to 596 and encodes 124 amino acids. The transcript has 5 exons. The record is from RefSeq and is a predicted model, not a curated record.
CCGGCUUUACAAACACAGUUGUUCUGAACGAGAAAUUGAGAAUUGAAACCCUAAUUAGAAAGAGUGACCGGGCUGGUAGCUAGCUAGUUUCUUUCCCACAGGUAGUGGCGAUAGGUCUCAGUUAGACUCGGGUCCUACACAUCACUCGGCGUGAUGCCGUGAAUUUAGGGGUAAAAGGAAAAUCUUGGAGCACUUGCCGUAAUCCCAAAAGCAAAGCAAAAAUGGAGGGGCAGCAAUGGUGGAGGCUCAGGUUCUCCUUCAGGAACGCAACCAUAGUGGUGUGCUUCAUUAACGUAAUCACUGCACUCUUCUUGCUCCAUGGAUUCCUCACUUCUUCCUACACCCGCAACAAACUCUCCUCACCUAAUUCCAACCCAGCUCAAUUGAGUUAUAUUAAGGAAUCUGAGGAGAUUCGUCUUGCUAUGUUACCAUUGGAGUUGAUAAAGAGAGUGAGAGAGAUUGAGCAGGAUGUAUACACUGAAUCAGAAACAGCACAGAAGAAAGACUUGAAGCAGACUGCUGCAGUUGAUCUGUCUAAAAGGUUAAAAGAUAUCCGUUCCUUAAAUGACGCUGCCAGCCUGAAAGUAAUUUCUUGAUUAAAGUACUCGCUUCUCUAUUUCAACUGCUUUGGAGGAAUGGCGUAGAAGAAAGAUGGAGAGGGCCAGACAAAGACAAAUGGAGAAAAACGGAACAACCUCCUCUCAAGCGUGAGAACUAUAUGACUUAUAGUACAGGAUUUAGCUCCUUUAAAGUGACAACAUUGGAAAGGGGAGAAAGUGAGCUCUUAUUAUAUGCGAGUCCAACUAACUUGAUUCGAAGUUGAUCAGAGACUCAUUUUCUCCCUUUAACAACAUGAUCACUUUAUGAGAGUUCAAUCCAAUAGUACAAAUGAAGGUUAACAUGUUUACUUAAAUGUGUAACGGGACAAAUAGUAAUGAUUAGUGCACACACUGUAUAGCAACAAUCAUAAGCCGGUGCCGAGUAUUAUCAUUAUAGCUGACUUCUGUUGUAAAUGCCAUUUCUUCUAAGACACAGUUUGGUUGUGCAUUGCUUGA